UAUAUAAAUUGUAGAUGUGACCACAAGUUUUUACCUAAAAAUAUGUUACAUCUAUAUUGUAAUAGUUAACUUAUUUUGAUUGUGCCGAUACUUUUGAAAGAACGGCACAAAAGUAAAUCAAAACAAAACAAAGCAUUUGAAAAGUGACACACAAGUUAGACGAGUAAGCAAAAAAGAAAGAAAAUGUCAUCUGCAUCGGACGAAAUUGAACUAUUAGAGCGUGUAUUGUUUCGCUUGGGGGCCGCAGACACUGAUGAAAAAUUAGAAUCUACUGUGGGACGUUUUUUAACGCCAGUCAUUCUUAAAAUAACUUCACCUAAUGAAAAUGUUCGUGCUAAGGUUAUCGAAGUACUCACUCACAUUAAACGACGCGUUACUUCACGUUCGCAAGUCCAGUUGCCAGUCGAUGCAUUAUUGGAUCAAUAUGUUAUACAUGGAUACUCUCCAUUUCUACUUAAUUUUGCUAUUAUAUUUAUAAUUAUGGGAUAUCCGAGACUUUCUAUUGAAAGUCGAAGUGAAUUAGCAUCUAAAGUGGUAGGAUGUGAAGAAAAUAUGGAAAAUUAUCAAGACAAGUUCUUCAUGUUGUUACUUCCAAUAUUAGGUGAAAUAAAAGUUCCAGAUGAUCCAAAAGAACGUAGUCAAGUGUUGAAAUUAGAUGAUAAACCAAAAAUACGUAAAAAUUUUCUUAAUCUUCUUUUGGAUGUGUUGCUGUUGCCAUAUGGCAUUACACCAGAGCAUGAUGUUCCUCCGGGUAUGAGUACAUAUUCUUUUAAACGCGUGACUGUUAGUAAUUGGAGAGCUGAAGAAUUAGAACAGAUUAAAAAAGGCAUAGUUCGCUUUAUUUGCACCGGUGUCUUUAAUGAUCAGGAAAUUUUCGUGCUGCUAGUUGUUGCAUCUGCUGAUACACGCUUUAGUGUAGCUACUCCUGCUAUAGCUGAAUUGAGUAAAGUUUCUACUGUGAUAGACUUUAGUGAUCCACAUGCAACUGAACCACUUUAUGUACUUUUUUCUGGUAAUAGAAGUACUGACCCUGAUCGUAAAACGAAUCCUUGUUGUGCCCGUGUUAGGCAAAAAUUACUACAGUAUCUUAUUAAAUGUCGUGGUAAAGGUAUAAAUCCUGCAAACGGUAUACAAGUUAUAUUCGAGGGGCUAUUUGGCGCAAAUACUAAUCAAAAAUGUAAAGUGCUAGCUUUGCAGUUUGCUGAAAACCUAAUAAAAGAUGGACCUAUUGCGCUUAUUUCUAAACUUGCUAAAGUUAUAUUAGGUGGUAUUGGACAAAUUAUUGGGCGAGAAUCAUCAGAACCAAUAGAUGUUCAAAAUGCUGCGUAUACUGCAAUGGCACAACUAGCACGUACUUGUCCUGAAGUUGUUAAUGAAGAUCUCAAAAUAGUACUUUCAUAUUUUAAUCAUCUUGCUAAUGCACCUCCAGAACUACAUUCUUCCAUACGAGAAGCGUUGGUAUCGAUGGCUCCUGCUUUCUCAUGGGAAAAGAAAAAAUAUAAUGUUAACAAUGAUGAGGAUGUUGAAAUGGAUAAUGAAAUUCACUUGUCAGGACAACAACAUCUAUUAUUAGCUAUGCUCUCAGAUAACGCUGAAGCGAAAUUGCAUAUAAUUCAAAAUGUCACUAGUGUCUUUCUCACAACAUGUUUUCCGGAAUCUUAUGCUCCUGCAAGAUAUUUACUUUUAUUAAUAGCAGGAGAACGAAAUUCGCUUCGUGAAAAUGUCACCACAUACCUUUAUGGCGUAUCGAAGAAAGAUCAUGUUAAUUAUAAUAUGUUAUCUUCAAUUGAAUAUCCUGAAGAAGCAUCUGAUGACUUCAACAAAUCGGCACAGGAUCAGAAGCGAGUUGUGUUGCCAAGUUUCAAAUCUAUGAUGCAGCAUGUACAUAGCAUGACUGAGAAACGUUUAGCAAAAAGUUCAUCAUACGUCGUAGUAGGACGUACUAAGCUACCAUUUACACUAGAAGUCUAUGAAGAAGUACUUGACUAUUUACGCGUAUGCUUAUGGUAUUCAGCAGGAAUAAGAUCGUUUCCAGGUGAUGAAAGAUAUGCUCACAUUCUUAAACAAUAUAUAGCAAAUAAUUAUGAAGAGAGUGAUAAUAAUGAACUGCAUCAAUAUCUGCAAUUUGUGCAACGCAGUAUUGAGGCCAAGAGAACCGAAUCGAAUUUGAUUUGUCUGUACGAUUUAUUACAUGUGGCACCCGAGUUAAUUGCAAAAUCUCAAAUGCAUUUAUUGCAACCCUUAUCAAACUCUUUGAAGGAUAUAUCAGAAACUAUGCGUAUAAAUGUAGCACAAGUAUAUGGAAUCUUACUGGCAAACGGUUAUAGUGACGAUGAAUUUAACACUCAGGUUUCGGAAUAUAUUGCUGAUAUAAAGCAAAAAAGCUUAGAGCACAAGCAUGGCUGGCUUUUAGUGAUAGGACAUGCAUUUAGUCGAAAACUGGAAAAUCUAAAAGCAAAUAAUUCGAGUAUUAAUAUAGCCGAGUGGAAACAAUUUGUUGAAGCUAUCAAACUUAUAUCAAAAAUGCUUUGUGAAACACAAUGGCUGCUGGUUUCAGCUGCUUUAAAUUGUAUUUCGAUGAUUGGUAAAAUUGUUAUUAUACCAAAUGUUGCAGUUGAGAUCACAAUACCAAAGGAAAACGAUGAGGAUGAAGUAGUUGAGUUCCAAACUGCUACAGCAGAAACGAAGACUAUAAUAUUUACUGUAGUAUUCAGUAUAUUGCGGAGUACUUCAACACGUGCCAAAAUUCGUGAAGUAGCAGCAAAAUGUAUGGGACACUUAGCUAUAGGUGAUGGAUCCCACUUUACCCAACGUAAUUUAGAAAAAUUUUUGUCAUUGGUAAAGGUGCCAAAAGAUGCUGCUUUGAAUAUUGCUAUAUCAGAAGCUAUUGUGUCAACACUAAAUGGGUAUGAUGUUACUACGGGUACACCACCAGUAGAUUUUGUAAAUGAACAUUGCGACGAAAAGAGUUUUGAAGCAUUUUUGAACUCAAUUAUUCGUUUAGUUCCGGAACCAAAUCCACACAGUAGACAGGCCACAUCCGUUUGGUUAUUAGGAAUUGUAAAACAUUGUAGUCAUCAUCCGACCUUACUUAAUAAAAAAGAAAUAUUACAAUUCGCAUUCACCGAACUAUUAUCAGACGACAGUGAAUUUGUGCAAGAUGUUGCUUCUCGAGGCCUUGGCUUAGUUUAUUCUUUAUCUAGUUCUGAAAGUCAACACGAUUUAGCAAAUUCCUUAUUAAAUCAAUUAAUUGGUGGGAAACGAAGUGUUAAUAAAGUAACAGAAGAAACUGAACUAUUUCCAGAAGGAACACUUGGCAAAACUCCAAUGGGUGGAAAUAUAACUACAUACAAGGAACUUUGCGCAUUAGCAUCUGACCUUAAUCAACCCGAAAUGGUUUAUCAAUUUAUGCAAUUGGCAAAUCAUAAUGCUGCAUGGACGAGUAAACUAGGUGCUGCUUUUGGCUUAAAAUCACUUUCAAAAAAUUCUAAAGCUAAAAUGCAACCAUACUUGGGAAAAAUUAUACCACGUUUGUACCGUUACAAAUACGAUCCCACACCAAAAAUACAGAAUUCCAUGAUAUCAAUCUGGGACUCAAUUGUAACUGAUUCAAAAGAAGUGGUUGAAAAGUACUACUGGGAGAUAUUGCGCGAAAUUUUGGAUAAUUUAACUUUUAAAGAGUGGCGCGUACGCAUUGCUUGCUGCCUAGCUGUACGGGAUUUACUAAAGCGUUCAAAUGGAUUAAGGUUGCGUACUGAAGAAAAUAUGAUACAGAAGUUAAAAGUUGUAGAAAAAUCAAAAACUGCGCCAGUAUCUAUGGAAGUAGAUGAAGUUCCAGAGCCAGAAUUAAAAGAGUUAUGGUCUCAGCUGUUUCGUGUUAUGGACGAUAUACAUGAAGGUACUCGACAAACAGCACAGGGUACAGUUACAUUUCUCAGUAAAGUUUGCGUUGUAGCUGCUUCAUCUGAUCAUGGUAAAUCUGGUUUAGCUGUGUCUUCCUCUAUUUUACCAUUAUUACUUGAAACUGGAGUUACACAUACUGUCGCUGAUAUCCGUAAAAUCAGUAUUAGAACUAUUUCAGAAUUGAUUGAUUCUUCUGGAUCUCUUAUUAAACCUCAUUUGGCUGCUCUGAUACCAUGUUUAUUGAAAGCUACAGGAGAGUUAGAUUCAACAAAGUUAUCAUAUUUAUCUGCACGGCUUGGUAACGAUAACGAAGCUCAAGAAGCUGUUGAUUCACUACGAGCUGAAGCAGCAAAGUCUCAUCACACAACAGAGACUAUAACUAAGUGCGUGAGGUUCUUGGAUUAUGAAUCAUUGGAACAAAUGACUCCAGCAGUUUUAGAACUAAUGAAGACAAGCGUGAAUUUGGGUACAAAAAUUACCUGUGCUCACUUUGUGUGUUUGCUGAGCAUACAUUUAAGCAAGGAAAUGACACCUCUUGUUGCAAAAUACCUUGGUGCUUGUUUUGUUGGACUCAAGGAUCGUAAUCCAACAGUAAGAAAAUAUAGCGCUAGUGCUAUUGGCCACCUAAUGGGGAACGCUAAGGAACAGUCAAUUAAAAACUUAUUUGUAAAACUUGACGAAUUAUAUAUGGAAAGUCCUUCCAAUCGAUCAGUCGUGCAAACAAUUCACGCAAUAAACAAACGUCAUCCGGAACUGUUGAAAGACUACUUAGACAGUGUAAUUCCUUUAGUGUUCUUUGCUAUGCAUGAAGAACAAACAGAAGAAAAUAAAGCCCACAUUGAGUCUUGGAAAGAUUUAUGGAAUGAAAUUAGUCCAGGAGAUGCUGGUAUUCGUUUGAAUUUAAAUGUCAUAAUACCUAAACUAGAGAAAUCAUUAAAUGAUGCCAGUUGGCACCGUAAAGCUCAAGCUGCAAAUGCAAUACACACAAUUGCACAGCGUUUGUGGUCUACAAUUGGAGAAGAUCGUAUACGUUUAAUAAAUUUGCUACUUGUUGGGUUACAAGGACGAACAUUUGAUGGUAAGCAGCGAUUACUGCAAGCCUUAGCUGCACUCUGCAAAGGUUUAGAUAACAAACAUGAGGUAUGCGAACGCCUCAUCGAAUCAGCAAUGCGUGAAUGUCGUAAAGAAGAACCACGAUAUCGCACAAAUGCACUAUCAUCUUUAGGUGACAUAUUAGAAGAACUAAAUGUAGAUAGAUUUGAGGACGUAUAUAAUAUGAUAUGGUAUUUGCUUGAUGAAAAGGAUUUACGUAAAUCGGAGACUUCUGAUGAUGAAGAUAACAAAAAGGAUCUUACUGCAGAUGAACGUAAUAAACGCGCACAAAUCUUUAACAAAUUAAAGGAGACAGUUUGUGAUACACUUGGAAAAUCAUGGCCGAAAAAUGCCAUUGAAACUCAAAACAAAUAUCAAAUAAUGUUUGCAGAACGGUGCUCCUUGUGCCUUAAAGAUAACACAAGACCGGUUCAAGUCAGUCUAUUGGUCGCGCUUACUAAAUUUCUUGAUCGCUUACGUAUAUUUGAUGAACUAAAAACUGCAGAAGUAAAUCAGAUAGUGGAGAAAAAACUAAAAGUUGACACUUUACAAACACGUGAAGUGAUCGUACAGAAAAUUUGCAAUGAUGUACUUUCCGCUGUCUCCUAUGCUGCAGGUGUGCCACAUACAGGUUUGAGAAAGGAGGCACUUAAUAUUGUGUUGAUACUUAUCAAGCGGUUGUCCGAAGCGAAUGAUAUGAAACAAUUGCAAAUAGUCAAAAAAUUCUUUGAAGAGGAAAUAGUUAAAUUUCAGAAAGAUAAUGCGCCCGAAGUACGGUGUCGUAUUAAUGACAUUGAAGACAAAUUGAGUAAAAUCACCUAUUAAAGUUGUGGUAUAAGACCAUAAAACUAACGAACCUUACGAAAGAAUUUUCUUAAAUUACUAAAAUAUAUUCGUAAAUAAAAGGAUUUUAUGGAUAAUUUUUCCUAAU
Messenger RNA from Teleopsis dalmanni, 5926 nucleotides. RefSeq names its product proteasome-associated protein ECM29 homolog. The coding region runs from base 184 to 5820 and encodes 1878 amino acids. The record is from RefSeq and is a predicted model, not a curated record. Gene Ontology annotation, biological process: proteasome assembly. The transcript has 21 exons. Gene Ontology annotation, cellular component: cytoplasm; nucleus. Gene Ontology annotation, molecular function: molecular adaptor activity. Lineage: Eukaryota; Metazoa; Arthropoda; Insecta; Diptera; Diopsidae.